UGCCCGGGACGUGUUGGACCGAGUUUCCUCGUGCCACCGACACGACACCAACACCCGACUUCAAACGCAAGCCCCUUCCACGGCGAGGUCAACGAGGCCAUACGAAACUUACCACUACACCUCGACAAGGUUACGCUGGCGUCUUUACACGAAACGAGCGAUUUCGGCAGCCUUCUCCCGCACCUCUCUCAUCUCUACACAACAACAGCACACGAUGGAUACCCGCCGGCCGCGAUCGAGCCAGAAGGUCUCUAUGACCUGGCAGGAGGACGAAGCCACAGUGACACACCGCCGUAGGAUGCAGUUUGCCGACGAAUGCGUUGAGACGAAGACGGUCACAACCACAACCACAACAAAGCGGUCCUACCCGCCUCUCUUUCUUCGCGAACCACGGGACGUGCAUUUGCUCGACUCGAAAGAAUACCCCCUUGCCGCGAGGCCGACUCCGCCCGAGUUGCGAAAGUUGACCUUUGAUCUCGACGACUACGAGACCGAGGCUUGGGAAGACGAGGACACAGAUGCUCAGGCCGAACGGUGCCAGAGCAUUGAAGACACAGGCGACAUCAAGCGCGAGCCUGGUGUGGAGAGUCCGGUAUCGACGUCGUCGCAUCGCCCCCCCAAUGAACAGCCGGAACCACAUCAGCGGAGAUCCCGCAGGUCAAACACCAGGGCUGUCUCGCCGAGCUACACGCCGAUGCCAUCGAGAAGCUCCCGCUUGGCCACGAAACUUACCGGCGUCCCAUACUCCGCCUCUGAUAAACUGCGCCAUGCCGUAGCACGCGGCAGGAGCAGGGAUGCCGGUAGGGCACCCCGCCGGUCGUCUGGUUACCUGGCGACCCCAAAUACUUCGGACAUCGCUGGCAGUCGCUUGGAGCGAGCCUCGCGGUUGAGGCCGCUGCUGGCCGACAUGGCGGACUCGGCAACAAGCCAGUCGACGUCGGUUUAUGAUGCGGAGAGCACGGCGGACAGCGAGUCACAAACCUUUAGUAACGUCGCGACGCCUCCCAUCACAGAAACCGAGCUCCAGCAGCUCCAGCCUUUCGACGAUGCGGACGACUCGCUAGCGCACGUUGCUCACGAUUCGGCCCCGAGACGAAACAUCAAUACGGUGGCCGCCCAGGACGUGAGCUUACCUAGCCCCAGGCUCUCCCCCACCCUAGCAGCCACCCAGUUACAGCCUAGUCAGGUUGACGACGAAGAUGGGGAAGGCGAGGACGCCUCAUUUUCGACGCAGCUUACGCGCUCGGACCAACAACCAUGGAUGGAUGAAAGCCAGAUGACGGACCAAACCGAAGUCCCAGGGACAAUGGACUUAUCUCUCGGGAACUAUGGAAACUCGCGUAUGAGAUUGAAAUCAGACCCACGACACUAUGUGGACCCGGGAUCAAUGCUGGAUAGCUUUGACGCCAUGCCGAACGAGCUGAAGACAUGGAUGAUGUAUCAGUUUCUGCGAAGGUGUCCCCGCAAGACUCUCCAUGUGGUCGCCGACGUGGUCAACCCGGCCCUCAAAUGCGACUUUAUCAAGCAACUACCCAUCGAGCUCAACCUCCACGUCCUCUCCUACUUGGACCAUCGCGACCUCUGCCGCGCAGCACAGGUGUCGAAGCACUGGCGACACAUUGUCGACAGCAACGAGACUGGCUGGAAGGAGCUGUUUGACCGUGACGGGUUUCACUUGCCGCCAGGGGAGCUCCAGAGGGCCAUCAACGAAGGCUGGGGCUGGCAAGAUCCAGUCGGGUUUGAGGGAUGUGAAGUCGAUUUGAGCAAUCAAAGCCGUCUCACGUCAAGCGAGACGGAGCUCGUCCGGUCGGCAGUCAAGGCGGAGCAGCCCGAGUUUCUGCCGAGGACCCGGAGCGCGAAGCGGAAGCGUGGCUUGACACAGAUCAGCGCCGAGAGAGCCAAGCGGCGGGCGAGCGCCCAGGAGUUGAGAGCGGACAGAAACUUGCCCGUGUCUAAGACGCACAAGUCCAAGGGACCCAUAUCAGCGGCCAACGCGGCGGCAAUUGCCGUCCCGGACCCGCAGGUCGGUCUCCCGAGCUUGCGGAGCCUCCACCUGUUCAAGUCCCUUUACCGGAGACACUACAUGUUCCGGCAGAGUUGGAUGGGUGGGAAGGUCAAGCCGGGUCACGUUGCCUUCGCAGCUCACCCCCGCCACGUCAUUACCUGUCUUCAGUUCGACGACGACAAGAUCAUCACGGGCAGCGACGAUACCUUGAUACACGUUUACGAUACCAAGACGGGCAAGUUGCGCACGAAACUCGAGGGCCACGAGGGCGGCGUUUGGGCGCUCCAAUACGAGGGGAAUACGCUGGUGUCGGGCAGCACAGAUCGCUCUGUGCGGGUCUGGGACAUCCAAAAAGGCAUCUGCACCCAAACGUUUUACGGACACACGAGUACCGUGCGAUGCCUGCAGAUUCUCAUGCCCUCGGACACGGGCAAGGUGCUCGACGGCAAGCCCGUCAUGAUGCCGCCCAAGCCCCUCAUUAUCACGGGCUCGCGCGAUAGCCAGCUCCGGGUCUGGAGGUUGCCCGAGGCCGGCUCGCGCCGGUACAUCCAAACGGGCCCGCCGGCCAACGACGACCAGUGUCCGUACUUCAUUCGGAUUCUUGCUGGGCAUGCCCACUCCGUCCGCGCCAUCUCGGCGCAUGGCGACACGCUCGUUUCCGGCAGCUACGACAGCACCGUCCGCGUGUGGCGCAUCAGCACUGGCGAGCAGCUCCACGUCCUGCACGGCCAUGUACAAAAGGUAUAUUCGGUCGUGCUUGACCACAAGCGGAACCAGUGUAUCUCGGGCUCCAUGGAUUCACUCGUCAAGAUCUGGGAUCUGAACACGGGAACCUGUCUGUAUACCCUUGAGGGGCACAGCAUGUUGGUCGGCCUCUUGGACUUGCGGGAUGACCAGCUGGUGUCUGCCGCCGCGGACAGCACGCUGAGGAUUUGGGAUCCGGAAACGGGCAAAUGCAAGAAGGUGCUUGAAGCCCAUACUGGCGCCAUCACUUGUUUCCAGCAUGACGGGCGGAAGGUCAUUUCGGGUAGCGAGAAGACGGUCAAGAUGUGGGAUGUGGACACGGGCGACUGUGUCCAAGACCUUCUGACGGACUUGGGCGGCGUGUGGCAGGUCAAGUUUGAUGACCGGAGAUGUGUGGCGGCGGUGCAGCGCGGGAAUCUGACAUAUGUUGAGAUCCUCGACUUUGGCGCCGUCCGCGACGGCAAGCCGCCCGAGGAACUGGGCAAACGGAAGCUACUGAAUGAGGCCGAGGUCCAGCGGUUGAUCGCCGAGGAAUCUUGAGGUGCUGGAACGACAAUUCUUUUCUUCGACUGCAUUCGGGGCCAACAUUUAUUUCUUGGGGGUACAUGGGCUAUGAUGAGCGGACGACCCGGGGAACGAAAACGAUACGAAAUUAAACAGCAGCCAUUUGGCGGUGCGCACUCAGCAUCUGCAUCUUCCUCUUCCAUCAUCGUCAGCUCUGUGAGCGGAGGGGGGCUGAUACAGAAACAAACGCAAGGAAGGCAAGGCAA
Molecule: messenger RNA, 3519 nt
Organism: Chaetomium fimeti
Lineage: Eukaryota; Fungi; Ascomycota; Sordariomycetes; Sordariales; Chaetomiaceae
Product: WD40-repeat-containing domain protein
Exons: 3
Coding region: 215-3289 (1024 amino acids)
Molecular function (GO): protein binding
Source: RefSeq, a predicted model, not a curated record